AUGAGCAAUGCAAAUGGAAAUAGCAAUGGAAAACAAAAUAAUGAUUUAGAAGAUUUACAAUCAUUAAAUUUAUUACUAUCAAAUAGUAAUAAUAAUAAUAAUAAUAAUAAUAAUAAUAAUAAUAAUAAUAAUAAUAAUAAUAAUAAUAAUAAUAAUAAUAAUAAUAAAAAUAAUAAUAAUAAUAAUAGUAAUAUUAGUAGUAAUGGUAAUAUUAAUUAUACAGAAUCACAAACAUUUAAAGAGCAUCCAAUAGGUUUACCAAAACCUGUUCAAGAAUUUGUUACAAAAUUAAUGACACAUAGAAACAAUUUAAUUGAAACCAAUGCAAUAGAUAAACCAUUUUUAAUUCCACCAUCAAAAGAAGUAGUUGAUUUAUUUAAAACUUAUAAAAAGUCAAUGAAUGAUGCUAAUGGUAUUCAAGAUGAGGAUCAAGAUGAUACAGAUGAUGAAUUCGCUUUAUUACCAGAUGAUCAUUAUGAUGAAGAAUUAAUUUUAGAUGAAGAUUAUCAAGAUGGUAAUGAUGAAAAUGAUACUAAUAAUAGUAAUAAUGCAAACACAACUACACGUAAUAAUACAACUACAGCAAUUCAAAAUAAUGCUUUAACAAUACCAAAUUCAUCAUCAUCAUCAUCAUAUAAUUUAAUUGAGGCAAUUGGAAAUUUAAAUAAUAAUAAUACUUUAGGAACAACUACCACCACAACGACAACCACCACUACAACAACAUCAUUACCAGAUUUAAAUUUAAAUUUUGAUUCUUCUGAAUUAUUUAAAAAAUUUAAAAAUGAUAACCACCAAAAUCAUGAUAGUAAUAUAAAUAAUAAUAAUAAAAUAUUAAAUGAUGGAUUAGAUGUUACAAAUUUAUUAAAAAUUAAUAAAGAAUAUCAAGAAUUUAUUAAAAAAUAUUUACAAAAGAUUGAAGAAGAACAAAAGAGAAAUAAAGAGAUGUUAGCACAAGCUAGAAAAUCAAUUCAUGUUACAAUUGGACCAAGAACUAUUAAAGGUGGUGGUUUUAGAAAGAAAGGUAUAGCAAAGGAACAACUUGAUAAUAGUGAUAGUGAUAAUGGUGGUGGUGGUAAUGGUGGUGGAUUCGAUGAUGAGUAUGUAAAUUGUAGUUGUAUUGGUACAUGUAUAUGUAUAGAUUCAAAUGGUCAACCACUUUUUAAAAGAAAGAAACCUGGUAUUCCAUAUUUUUCAUUUGAAGUUGAAGUUGAUGGUGUAAUUCAAACUCAUUAUCCUGCCGAUAAUCCUGAUAGUGAGAAUAUUAGAAUUACAAAGAAUAAUAUGCCAUUAUAUUUUAAAACUAGAAGAUGGACAAAGAAAGAAUCUGAAUUAUUAUUAAAAGGUAUAAAAGAAAAGAAUUUACAAAAGAAACUUUAUAGAUUAUCAGAGGAUAAAUUAUCAAAAGCAGAAUAUGAAAAAAAGCUUAAACAAAUUCAACGUUCAUCAAAUAAUAAUAAUAAUAAUAAUAAUAAUAUUAAUAAUAAUAACAAUAAUAAUAGUAUCAAAGAUAAACAAGAUUUUGUUGCACCAACUAUGCAAGUGAUAUCUCAAGUUUGUGUUGAAAGUUUAACACGUUCACCAUUGGAAGCUUAUUUGAGAUGGAAGAAUCAUGAUGAUCCUUCAAUUAAUAAGGGACCAUUUACAAAAGAAGAGGAUAAGAAAUUAUUAACUUUAGCAAAGAAAUAUGAUGGCCAUGAAUGGGAGAAGAUUUCAAUUGAAUUGGGUACUAAUAGAACACCAUUAGCUUGUAUUCAAAGAUAUCAAAGAAGUUUAAAUAGUAAAAUGAUGAAAAGAGAAUGGACAAAGGAAGAGGAUGAAGUUUUAGCUGGUGUUAUUAAACUUCAUAUGCAUGGUGAAAGAAUCGAUUGGCAAGAGAUCACCGAAUACAUUCCAGGUAGAACAGGUCAUCAAUGUUUACAUCGUUGGCAUAAAACAUUGGAUCCCUCAAUUAAAAAGGGUCGUUGGUCACCUGAAGAGGAUCAAUGUUUAAUUAAUGCUGUCAAUGCCUAUGGAAAAGGUAAUUGGAUUCUCAUUAAAAAUCAUGUAAAAGGUAGAACCGAUGUACAAUGUCGUGAACGUUAUUGUAAUGUAUUGGAUCCACAAUUGACUAAAAUUCGUUGGACCCCUCAAGAAGAUAAACGUUUAUUCGAUAUCACAAAUAAAGUUGGUAUUGGUAAAUGGUCAGACGUUGCUAAACUCAUGGAAAAUCGUACUGAUAAUCAAUGUUGGAGACGUUGGAAACAAUUGAAUAAAUCAAGUAAUGUAUUAAAAGAUUAUCAAGAAAAAGUCUCUAAAAAGAAAGAAAUUUGUGUUAGUAAUUUCUCUGGUCGUAAACAUGAAAGAUCAGAAUUAACUGUUGAUGAUGUUAUUGAAAUUGAAGAAAAAUUAAAUCCAAAAUCAAAUAAAAAAACUAAAACCUUAACCUCAACAACUACAACUUCAACAAACCCAACAACAAAUAAUAAUAAAACAGACAAUAUUGAUAAUCAAUGUGGAAAAAAUAAUGAUUGUAGUACUUUUUGUGGUAUUGAUGAUCAUUAUGAUGAUGAACUUUUACAAAAAGAUUAA
Molecule: messenger RNA, 2568 nt
Organism: Dictyostelium discoideum AX4
Lineage: Eukaryota; Evosea; Eumycetozoa; Dictyosteliales; Dictyosteliaceae
Gene: mybL
Exons: 1
Coding region: 1-2568 (855 amino acids)
Cellular component (GO): nucleus
Source: RefSeq, a predicted model, not a curated record